This is a messenger RNA of Oncorhynchus gorbuscha (pink salmon), 3720 nucleotides long. It is a transcript of the gene tbccd1, whose product is annotated as TBCC domain containing 1. The record is from RefSeq and is a predicted model, not a curated record. Gene Ontology annotation, cellular component: spindle pole centrosome. The transcript is spliced from 8 exons. Gene Ontology annotation, biological process: maintenance of centrosome location; maintenance of Golgi location. NCBI's taxonomy places the organism in Eukaryota, Metazoa, Chordata, Actinopteri, Salmoniformes, Salmonidae. The coding region runs from base 763 to 2523 and encodes 586 amino acids.
GCAAGCACUGCUGUAACGAAAUAAAGGGCAAGACAGCAAACACUGCAUAGAUUCAUCCCUUUAUCGGCCAUAGAUACCAGUAUCUUCAAGAAACCAACAGAACAACCCGGCGUUUGCGAUAGAGUUCCUUUCUGUCACUGAUCCUUUUCCUUCUGUCAAAUCAGAACCGCCCACAUGCUGCCUGGAAGUCCCGCCUCCCGUGCUAACGCCCGCCCACCGUGUAUAUCAGCGGUACAUCCUACAUGCAUCCAAUAGAAAAUAUACUGCCAAUUACAUAUAUAGCUCUUAAAGAAACAGCAAUAAAAGCCGGUGUACACUUUUUAAAAGAUCUUUACAAUAUAUUUUCUAGUGGAUGCAUGUAGAAUGUGCAUCGGAUUCUUACAAUUAUUGCCCGGUGCCUUUCAGCAAUAUCGACAAAAAAAGAACCGUCAAAAUAUUAUCCGUUUACGUCGGACUUGACGCACCACCGGGCAGUGCAUUGUGCGCGCGACCGUCGCUCUGUGUAGUCGCGCGCAACAGAUGAGAACCGGCAGUGGCGCCAAAUAGGAAGAACGUCGACCGUUCUGUAGCUAGCUACGUGCUGAUCACAUUCACAGCACAGUAAACAAACCAUAACCAGAAGCCAGGUAGCUAGCUAAAUACUGUAAAGUACUAAACUUUUUUACUUAUGAGGGAGCUUGAUCACCAGUUACUUUUCCUGGAACUUCGAGGCAGGACCAGAAAUCGCUUGGACUAGUGGAAACUUGCUGAACAAACCAAGCCAUGGACCAGGGUGGUGGUGUGGUGGUGUGGCCUCGCAUGGAGCCCUUCCUCUUGGGGGCUCUGCAGGUGGCACCCCCUACCAAACUCAGCCUGCACUACCUGCGCAAGAUGGCUGCCUACGUGCGCUCGCGAGAGGGCUGCUUCCCCAUGCUAGGCUGGCUCAUGUGGAGGCACAUUGCCUGUGGCAAGCUGCAGCUCCCUGAGGACCUGGCCUGGCUCUACUUUGAGACCUUUGACCUGCUGGCUGGUCAUCCUGCAGAGGAGAGGCUGGAGUGGGCUGAGAACCUGUCCCAGUGCUCCUCCCCCAGAGAGCUGGACCGCCAGAGGAGCAAGUUGUGUGUGGACACGCUGCAGUUCCUCCUCUUCCUCUACAUUCAGCAGCUGAACCGGGUGUCUCUGCGUACGUCUCUGAUUGGUGAAGAGUGGCCAAGCCCCCGCUCUCGCUCCCCCUCCUCGGACCGCGAGGCAAAGACCAGCUCUCAAAAUAAGAACUGGGACGACCAGGCCCACCUGUCCUUCCUACAGACCCACCUGUGUGAACUGCUGGAGCUGCUAGUAGAACCAGGCCAGCUGUCAGGGUCCGGCCAAGCCGUGAAGGACAGCCAGGUCUCUCUGGAGGCUCUACAGGGCCUCAGCCUGCUGCUGGAGGGCUCAGUGUCCCGCGGCCGGAACAUCCACCCCAUCCACAAGCUGCUCUCCAGAGCCCCACUCCAGGCCCAAGCAGGGUACUCCAAACUCAGCCGCUCCUUCUCCCUGCACCCCCUGCUGGUAUGGCUCAGACAGGCCCUCGUCCCCAACCCCUUUGGGAUGUCAACCUGCCUGAGGUCUGGGAAGAAGCUGGCCUGGGCUCAGCAAGUGGAGGGAGCUAUGAAGAGAGCUAAGAUCGCCCGGAACACCCACACGGCCCCCCCAGGCAGCAAGAUGGUGCUGAUGUCACAGGUGUUCAGACAGACCCUGGCCAAGGACUCAGACAAGCUAUCAGGAGCUAACGUCAAAAUACACCGCUGCAGUGACGCCUUUAUCUACCUCCUCUCUCCACUCAGGUCAGUGAGCCUGGACAAGUGUCGUAACAGCACGGUAGUCCUGGGUCCCAUCGAGACCAGUAUCCACAUCCAGAGCUGUGAGAACGUCAAGGUGGUGUGUGUGGCUGGCCGUCUAGCCAUAGGGUCCUCCUCCUACUGUACCAUCCAUGCCCUCACCCCCACCCGGCCUCUACUGCUCCCUGGGAACACUGCACUCACCCUGGGGCCCUUCCACACACAUUACCCCUCCCUGGAGGAUCACAUGGCCAGUGUGGGUUUAGCUGUGGUGCCCAAUGCCUGGGACCAACCCUUUCUGGUGGGAGUGGAGGGUACCAUCCCAGACCCUGGAUCCUACAGGCUGCUGCCGCCCGCUGAGUUCUGCCCCCUUGUGGUGCCCUUCAGGAUGGAGGGGGAUACGUGUGAGGUGCCAGGUGGGCUGCCAUCGCUGUACCAGAAGGCCCAUGAGGAGAGGGAGAAGAGUGUACAGGACUGGCAGAAGAUGGUGAAGGAUGCCCACCUGAACAAGGAGCAGCGACGUCAGUUCCAGGCCCUGGUGGAGCAGAAGUUCCAUGAAUGGCUGUUGGAGUCAGGACACAGGCAGGAGCUUGAUAGCCUUAUCCCCCCCUGCAUCGCAUCCCAGGACCCCUCGGACAGCGACAGCCUGGAGGCCAGAACCAAUGACACCAGACAGGAAGGGUCAUCUAUACGGGAAGUGGGACAGACGCGUCUACCUUGCUGACUUUUUGGGUUCUUGUUGAUGGAGAUCCCCAUACAAAGCUCUUGCCUUUGCCUCACAGUCAGCGGUUUGCCUCAGCCACUAGCACCUCUAAUCCCUUUGUUUGCCUGCUGUCUGUCCACAGUUCCAGGCAGGAUCUGAUCUGAGGAUCAGUAGACUACAGAAGGAGGGUGGUCUGGUAUAGACGACUGGCUCUGUUCUCGUCCCCUUCAUCCAGCUGAGACUGUUGCGUCCCGAUUCUCUACCCUUCUCCUGAAGUGUGUACUUGUACACUCCCUCUCAUUUAUUUAACAACGGUGCUGAUGUGCAGGGUAGAGAAUCAGGACAGAGCCAGUGGUCAUAGAGCACUUGGGGUACAAUACCAUGGUACCUAUUGUUGGCCACACUGGUUAGAUCUGUGUAGUGUGGUGCCUCUGCAGUGGGUACUGUACUAUUGAAAUAAUAGGGAAUCAGGUUGUGCUGUUCAUCCAGAGAUUGACCCUGUCCAGUAUGUAGAAGAAAUUAAUUAAUGUAUUCAUGUGAUUGUACAGUAUGUAUGAUAUUACGUCUUAAUAUGCCUUUUCUGGUAGCAUAGGAGAGAGGGUGUGAUGAAUUUAAAGGUCUGCCUCUUCAACAAAUUCCAAUGAAUUUAGUACCUUCCUAGCCUGAGUGCCAAUCUAUUGUGCUAUCAUGUCAACUCCUUACUACUGUUUCAAAAUGAUCAAUGGAGAUGGCAAGAGCACACACAGAUGUGGGACCAGGCUAGUACUUCCCUGGGAUGGGUAUUUGAAGCCUGUCGUCUUCAGACAACACGCACCUCUAAGAGGAUGGAUGACAGGGCACAUUAGUGUAAUGAGAAGAGAAACAUGCCUUUGAGGGAGCAGUUCUAUUCCACUAUAUGGGUUAAGGGACAGUGAACCUAAAGCAAAGAUCUGUGUACUGUUAACAUUAGCCUGGCAUGGGCCAGAGGAUGCUGAUGUGUUAGGUAACCUAAGUCUAUCCCUUCUUUGUUAGUCCUCUCCCUUUUCCUCAGUGUGUAGAAGGAUGGAUGAUAUUGUGGUUAUGCCUUACUGCUGUAGCUUAGUUCUCAGUGACUUGCCUUUCAAUUCAAUUGCACUAUGCUUCCCUGCCUACACAAUUACAAUGGUUUCUAAGAGCACAAUUUUGUUAGUUCUCAAGUGUUCUUUAGACAUCAAUAAACUAUUAGUGUUUUUGCCUUGA